Messenger RNA from Exophiala viscosa, 1791 nucleotides. RefSeq lists its product as uncharacterized. NCBI's taxonomy places the organism in Eukaryota, Fungi, Ascomycota, Eurotiomycetes, Chaetothyriales, Herpotrichiellaceae. Gene Ontology annotation, biological process: regulation of transcription by RNA polymerase II; DNA-templated transcription. Gene Ontology annotation, molecular function: zinc ion binding; RNA polymerase II cis-regulatory region sequence-specific DNA binding; DNA-binding transcription factor activity, RNA polymerase II-specific. The transcript is spliced from 4 exons. Bases 1 to 1791 code for a protein of 596 amino acids. The record is from RefSeq and is a predicted model, not a curated record. Gene Ontology annotation, cellular component: chromatin.
AUGCAUUUCCGUGUGCGUUUUGUUCUCGAAAAUUUGGCAGAAGCUCACCGCCAUUCGAAGUCUUGUCGGGAGAAAGGCUUGGAUCCGAUUCCUGUUCCAGUACCUCGCGGCCGAAAGAGAAAAGCAUGCGAGUCUUGUGCGCUCACCAAGGUGGCUUGUGAUGAGAAGUUUCCAUGUACUCGAUGCCUCGGAAGGAAGUCGGAGUGCACGUACCCAGUUGGCCACAGGAUUCGUGUGCGCAACGAUGCCCUUGAGGUACACCAAUAUCCUGUGGCAAGGCAGUCUGCGCGAGCAGAACGUGCCUCGUCUCAUUCGAGCACCGGAAGUGCUAAGAGUGCCAUGCCAUUCCUAUCUAACUACACCAAUCCUGCAACCAAUUCCCUCUCAGCUUACUACAAGAGUGCCCAAGAGGUUAACGAUAGCUUUUCUGACCACGAGUACAUCGUUGGAACGGCAGGUGAAGAGCCAGAUGAAGAGUCGACGGAAAGAGUGAGCACAUUCCUGCUUGGUAAUCCCGACGAGCAGUGGUGGGACGACAUCAUCAUUGCAAGACAUUCCUGCCCCGACGAUGACGCUCUAGAUCACAACCACAUGCGAGAACGGUUAAGGCAGGUCGCCCUUGAUCUCACAACCAUACAACGGUCGCAAUGUCGCAAACGUGGAGCUGCGCUUUUCUUCGAUGAAGAAACCUUCAGGACUCUCUUCACUCAUGACAACGUGGUAGAAUUUACCGAACUAUAUUUCACCCGUUGGAGCCCUCACUGCCCAAUCCUGCAUCGCCGGACCUUCGAUUUGAGCAAGGUCCAUCCGCCACUGUUGCUGGCAGUCUUUCUGAUCGGGGAGGCCUACUCGCACGAGGUCUACCCCUCGCUGGCUCAAGCUUACUAUGACAUUGCUGAAGAGUACACAUUCAGUCACCCCAAGUUCAGAGAGCUGCUGGGGGACGACCCAACGUCCUCAUCAUCGACCUCCGCGCGCUCGCUUGAACCGCUCCACGCCGCAUACUUGAUGGUACUUCUACAAAUGUGUGGCAAAAACGUCAUGUCCAGACGGCGAGUGAGGAAUGCGCGAUACAAUGAGGUCAUUCAGGCCGCUCGUGGGCUGAAGCUCUUCGGCAGUAAGAAUGAGUACCUGGAUAGUGAACAAAGCGAUUGCAUUGACUUCGACUGGCAUGGAUUCGUGGUCAAGGAGUCGAGAAUAAGGCUCGCAUACCUCAUCUUUGGAAUCGAAUGCAACUUUGCCAUGUUUCACGCGCACUAUCCAAGACUGGCCGUCUCAGAAAUGACAGGCAGCCCGAUGUGCAGUGAACGAUGCUUUUCUGCUAGUACAAGCGCUGCAUGUGAGCAAUACGCCAAGCAGGAAAUGAGGUCCAGCACGAAUGCUAUCUCAACAAGUGUAUCACAACUUUUGGAGAGCCGAGACGACCUUGCGGGACACUCAAGCCUAGUCGACCUGGCACCCAGGAAUUUCUUCUUCGUUCUCUGCGGCCUUCACUGUGCCAUCCAUGCCUCACGUGCGAACGGGUUGGGAAAGAUCAUGUAUCCCUCAUUCAUGAAAGCGCUAGGCCGUUGGAUGAAGAUAUGGGAUCGGCAAGUAAGCAACCUGCCGGUCGAAGAAUGGCAGAAGCUGGGAUUCAUGAGGGAUGCUGGUCCCGAAUUCUGCCAGCUUGCGUUUUUCUUCAUGGAAGCUGAGGCGCGUGGCCUGUUCAACACUGAGAAGCUGCGUAGCAUGGAUUCUGAGAAUAUGGGAUAUGUCAGUUAUCUACUGGAAGCGUUCUCUCGGACCGCUUAA